This is a messenger RNA of Trifolium pratense (red clover), 1530 nucleotides long. Its product is annotated as nudix hydrolase 19, chloroplastic. Gene Ontology annotation, molecular function: NADH pyrophosphatase activity; metal ion binding. Lineage: Eukaryota; Viridiplantae; Streptophyta; Magnoliopsida; Fabales; Fabaceae. The coding region runs from base 171 to 1334 and encodes 387 amino acids. The transcript has 6 exons. Gene Ontology annotation, cellular component: cytosol. The record is from RefSeq and is a predicted model, not a curated record. Gene Ontology annotation, biological process: NADP+ catabolic process; NAD+ catabolic process.
ACAACCUUUUUGGUCUCAUAAUUGACCCUUCCUUCCCAGUUGCACCUUUUUUGGUCUCAUCUUUGAAGUUUUUCCUCAUUUCUUCAUCAAAAAUCCUUUUUCCAAAACAGAUUCACACACUAAAACCCUUUUUCUUCUUCUGCAAGUUUCCUCCAUCAGUGACAGUAACCAUGUCCAUAAACUUACAGUUUCAUGCCUUUGCCGGAAACCCUCUAAACUCAAUUCCUGGCAACCCUCUUUCACCCUCCGCAGCUCUCGAAUCUCUCAACGCCAGAAUUCUAGGAAACGAUCACUCUUCCCCAUCCCCAAAUUUCAAGGUGCUGCCUUUUAGAAAUGGAAGGCCUUUAGUCUCUUCCACGGCCAGUUCCGGUGAAUUUCUGCCGAUUUGGCAUCUGGGCUGGGUUAGUUUGGAUGAUCUUAGGGGUAUCUUCGAAAAUUCAGGUGCCCCGUUGAAUGGAGACUCGUUGGUUUACUUGGGUUCGAGUGCAGAGGACGAUGCCGUUUACUGGGCAAUUGAUGUUUCUGCUAAGGUACCUGAAUUGGGUACCAACAUGGAUAUGGAGUUGCGUUUCGUGGAGCUCCGGACGCUCAUGGUGGCCACUGAUUGGGAGAACUUGAAAGCAAUGGAAAAUUUGGCUAUCGCUGGUAAUGCCAAAGCACUGCUUGAAUGGCAUAAUACUUCACAAUUUUGUGGACAUUGUGGAGAGAAAACUGUCUCAAAAGAAGCUGGGAGACGGAAGCAAUGUUCGAAUGAUUCUUGCAAAAAAAGGAUAUAUCCACGUGUUGAUCAGGUGGUAAUUAUGCUUGUAAUCGAUAGAGAGAAUGACCAUGUCCUCUUGGGUACACGACCAAAGUUUAUUUCUCAAUUGUGGAGCUGCUUAUCAGGUUUCACCGAGCCAGGAGAAAGCUUGGAGGAAGCUGUGAGAAGAGAAACUUGGGAAGAGUCUGGAAUUGAAGUGGGCGAAGUUGUAUACCACAGUUCUCAGCCAUGGCCUGUUGGACCGAAUAGCAUUCCAUGCCAGCUGAUGGUUGGGUUCUUUGCGUAUGCAAAAUCGCGUGAAAUAACUGUCGACAAGAAAGAGUUAGAAGAUGCUCGGUGGUUCAGUAGAGAAGAUAUACGAGAAGCAUUGACGUUGGCUGACUACAAAAAAGGCCAGAAAACAGCAGCGUCAAAGGUAGAACAAAUGUGUAAGGGAGUAGAAAAGAGUAGGAGCAUGGCUGCAGAUUUCAACGUCGAAAGCGGUGAACUUGCUCCAAUAUUUGUUCCUGGACCUUUUGCAAUAGCCCAUCACCUUAUUUCCUCUUGGGCCUUCUCAGAUCAAAAUGUACUGUAAAUGGUGUUGUUGCAAUUCAAAAGAACCCGAGUCAUUGAUUCCAUGGAAAAUUCUGUAGUGUGGCGGAAAUUCUUUUUCUGAGGCCACUUUGGGAAUAAAGCUAUCUUAUUAGUGUUAUGGAUCAUUUUCCUGUUUAUGUAAAGUUCUCGUCAAAACAUUGUUUUGAAGAUUACGCUACUCAUUUUCGAGGGCUCAA